GUUCGUGCUUUCCCACAAUGCAUUGCGUCUCAGCGGGAAACCAAAAUGGCGAGGCUGAAGAGAGAAAAACACUCGUUUGGUGUAUUUUGAAAAUCCAUAACGAGCCGCGAGUUAUUAAGAGAAAGCCUGCGGGAGUGAGGAAGCGGAGAAAGCCUGUGUGUUUAAUGGUUUUUCCUGUAUAUGCAGCAUUUUAAGCGCUGGAAGUGGCCGAAUGAGAGACUCAACGGUCGUAAACAGUCCGAGCUCCCAUCGCAAGUCUCCGUCUCAUCGUCAAGACGAGUCUCCCGUGUCCUUGUCCAAACUCUCGCUCAGAAAUGGGCAGGGCGACACGGAGAAGCUCGCUAAUAAGUUCGAGGAGGGCCAGGAUGUUUUAGCUCGCUGGUCUGAUGGCUUGUUUUAUCUGGGGACAAUCACGAAGAUAAACAAACAGAAGCACUGCUGUUUUGUGGUUUUUGAAGAUCAGUCUAAAUCUUGGGUUCUUUGGAAGGACAUUCAGACAGGGGACAGUGGAGGGGAGAUGCUCUGCACCAUAUGCCAGAAUGAAAGCUCAGAACCGCCCAACGAAAUAGUCAUCUGUGACAAGUGUGGACAAGGAUACCACCAGCUCUGCCACGCGCCCGUCAUCGAUGCCUGCGUGAUUGCGUCGGACGAUAAAUGGCUCUGCCGAGAGUGUGUGUUUGCCACAACUACAAAGAGAGGUGGCGCGCUGAAGAAAGGGCCGAACGCCAAAGCGCUGCAGGAGAUGAAGCAGUCGCUGCCGUACACCCUGGAGGAGCUGGUGUGGGACCAGGGCCAUAAAACCAACAUCCAGCAGUGCUACUGCUACUGUGGAGGGCCUGGAGAGUGGUAUCUGAAAAUGCUGCAGUGUAACAGAUGUAAGCAGUGGUUCCACGAAGCGUGCAUCCAGUGCUUACAGAGGCCCAUGCUCAACGGAGACAGGUUUUAUCAGUUUAUUUGUUCAGUUUGCAGUAGUGGACCAGAGUACCUCAAACGGCUGCCUCUGAGAUGGGUAGAUGUUGCACAUCUCAGCCUCUACAAUCUGAGUGUUAUUCACAAAAAGAAAUAUUUCGACUCCGAACUCGAGCUCAUGGCUUUUAUUAACGAGAACUGGGACAGGCUUCAGCUCGGCGAGCUCACAGACACGCCCAAAUCAGAGCGGUAUGAAAAAAUUCUGGAAGCACUUAAUAGCAACCCGACCAUGUUCAUGUCCGGGAAGGAGAUCAAGAAGAAGAAACACCUGUUUGGGUUACGGAUCCGCUUCCCUCCGGGCCCUCAGAACUCAGAACUGCCGUCGGACAGGGAACAGGAAAAAGCCUCACAUGAGAUUAAGAUUAAGGGCAGGAAGUCCAUGAAGCCCCCUCAUGCAAACAGCACGGUCACCAAUGGAGUGGUGAAGAAAGGGAAGAGAAAGCAUCGCUCACACUCGUUGGAGACGCUGGCCAAGCUGAGACGAUCAGAAGAGCUUCUGGCACAGAAUCACAUGAAGUUCCCGACUGCAGAGAACAACUCUCUGGACGUGACGACGUCUAAAAGCGUCAAAGCUGAAAAGUCUGCGCCAUCAUCGAGUACCUCAGACGCCGACUCUGUUAGUGCCACCACUAUGAGCGAAUCUACCUCAACUAUAGUAUCCAGUCUUAGCAGCUCCAGCAGGUCUCUGGUGCCUCAGCCCCCGGUGAAAAGGGGACGAGGUCGUCCGAGGCGAGCGCUACAGCCCCCCAACCCCGAGAUUCCUCCGCCUCCGCAGCCCGAGCCCACGCCUGCCCCCAUGCCCACGCCCACACCGCUCUCCCGCUUCCCCCCCACCUCCAUCACGCAGGGCCUGGACUCGAGCGCUCAGCUCAGCCUCCUCAGGAGCUCCAUCAGCAGCUACUUCGGCGCGGCCGGGCGCAUGGCGUGCGGGGAGAAGUACCGCGUCCUGGCGCGCCGCGUCACCGACGACGGCAAAGUGCAGUACCUGGUGGAGUGGGAGGGCGUCACCGCUUCCUGAGCCUCCACACAAACAUAUAUACACACACACACGUAUACACACACACACACACACACACACGUACACACACACACACACUUCAGAACUGUGCUGUUUGGUAUGGUGAGGUAAGAAGUGUUUGUUUUUUUGCGGAAUGUAAGUGAACAGUGGAGCGGGAGUGUGUCGUUAUCUCCAGAGCUCACUGACCACACACACACACACACACACACACACACACACACACAAACACGUAAUGUGCCAUUCAGUUUCACACUCUUUGGCCCCUUUACUAACGUUAGAUUCGUUCUGGUUAGUGGAGUGGAAGAAAAAAGAGAGCGAGAACGAUUAAACCGUGCCUCUUUACCGUUACAUAAAAAAACAAAAAAAACAAAAACAACAAAAAAAAAACUGCCUUGUAGGUUGUAGAUGUCACACGGGGCCACACAUCAGACACGUGACUGGAAUCAGUGCAGUAUUUCGACACGCCCUCGGCUACUUCCUGUCACGCCUCAAACCCGCCUCGAACUCUAACCGUACGUUCACAAUUGCAGGCGAAAAAGUCGUUCGUGUUGCUUGUGGUUUGUCUCUUGUGGGGGCGUGGCCUGUCUAACUGUUUUUAUUCCUGAUGAAAACAGUAAUAGCUAUCUAUAUACAUAUGUAGCUACUGAAGCCUGACUAGUUGAAUGCACAUUAAAUAACGCACUAAUCAGUGUGAAAAUCGGUUGGUUUAAUUUCCGUUCAAUGACCUCGGCUUCAUACUAGCUGUGUUUUCUGAUUACGGUGGCAAAGCGAGCUGGCCGUACUUUUUACGUACACUCAGCGAUCUCUACUACUUCCUUCCAAGUCUUUAUUUUUCUUCGUAACAUCUCUAUACGCGUUAAAAUUAACGGGAGGUCGUAUAUGACGCACACAGUUCUUCCAGACGGUAAAUAGGAACUCAUUUUUUCGUAGGAACUAAAAAUCGUGAGGCGGGGAAAUGAAGAAACGUCGGACCACACGCUCGACUUUUGGACUUUUGGUCGCUUUCAACUCAGUCAGGCUGAUAACGUAACCGAACGUUUCUUAAGAUGGCUGACGUUAGUGGAAGUCGAAGAGGGCGUGUUUAAAACACAUUUAACGUAAAUCUUUCACCAGGAAAACCCAUGUCUCAGCGCCGUGCUACUGAUGUGCAGGCACCCAGAAUUAAAUAAAUAACUAAAUAAAAAAAAAAAUCCGAUGCUGUAUGCUGCUGCAAAUUUAAGGUAUUGUUUUCCAUUUUUAAGUAUUUCAGUCUUUUUUUUUUUUUUUUUGGUUAUUUUCCCUUUCUGGACGAGGAAGACUGUAUGAGAGAACAGCUUUCAGUUCAAUAGGGCACUUUUUUCUUUUUCUUUAAAAUAUACAUUUUAUCUAAAUUUCACUCAACUUUGAUUGCACAUUAGUUCGUCGUCCUGUUUAUCAGGUUACAUUUAGACAGAAAUUCUCCAAGUGCAAAUUAUUUGUUUUAAGGUAUUAACAGCAUUAAUUUUGGGGCGGGGUUUUAGAUCGAGGGAUUGGUUACUGAGAUCUGUUUUUUUUUCUCUCUCUCUCUCUCUCUCUCUCUCUCUCUCUCUCUCUCUCUCUCUCUCGUUUAUUUCUGAGAUUUUUUUUUUCACGUUUGUUAUUUUCACACGUAGACUAGGAAACCUCAGACAAAGCUCCUUCACGUUGCAUACGGAGUUGUUAUGUUACGCUUAAGCGAAAUUUUGUUCAUUUCAUCAUCCACACAAGAACUGUCAAAGGUGAGAACUUUCCUGGACUUGCUGUUGAACAUCAUGUUGUUCGAUGUAAAGUAUGCACACUAUUAGAAGCUCAAGGAUCUUUAUUUUUGUAGUGACUUUGGUUUCCUGUGCUGUUUUGUUUUCAUCCUAUGCAACUCGAUAUUCAAAAGAUGUCUGUGACUUUUUUUUUCUUUUUUCUUUUCAUUCAUCUGCUUCAGGAAAAUAAAACAGCAAUAUUUUUUUUUUCUUACAA
Pangasianodon hypophthalmus (striped catfish) is the source of this 3955-nucleotide messenger RNA. RefSeq names its product metal response element binding transcription factor 2 (gene mtf2). The record is from RefSeq and is a predicted model, not a curated record. Gene Ontology annotation, cellular component: nucleus. NCBI's taxonomy places the organism in Eukaryota, Metazoa, Chordata, Actinopteri, Siluriformes, Pangasiidae. Gene Ontology annotation, molecular function: DNA binding; chromatin binding. Bases 212 to 1987 code for a protein of 591 amino acids. The transcript has 15 exons. Gene Ontology annotation, biological process: regulation of DNA-templated transcription; chromatin organization.